CCUAAAUACUGAGAGGAAAAAAACACUUUGUUUGUUGUUGUUCAAGUUGUUCUUAUUUGAGCCGAAGAAUGUCUGGGGUUUGGGUUUUCAACAAAGGUGUGGUGAGACUAGUGGAGAACCCUAGCUCUGAGCGUAAGGUGUUGGUUCACUCUGCAAGCAAUGAAAUAAUCACUUCCUACGCAUUGUUGGAGCACAAGUUGAGUUCUCUAGGGUGGGAACGUUACUACGAUGACCCUGAUUUGCUUCAAUUCCACAAACGUGCCACCGUUCACUUAAUCUCCCUCCCAAGGGAUUUCAACAGGUUCAGGUCCAUGCACAUGUAUGACAUAGUUGUCAAGAACAAGAACUACUUCGAAGUUAGAGACAUGUGAACUUGGAUUUUGUACCCUACAAAGUUCAAUUCUUCAUUUUCUUAUUUAUAUGUAUUGUUGGUUUGGUUUUGGAUUUGUGUCUAAAGAAUGGGGACAUUAAUUUGUGUAUUCUGUAUAUGAGUUUGUUCAUGGUAUAAAGUUAUGGUCUGAUAUACAAAAAUGAUGAAGUCCGAGGAGUGGAUUUGUGUUUCAUGAUGUAAAUCUUUAUAAUUAUUCUAAUCAAACUGUAUUUUUCUUGUAC
Vigna unguiculata (cowpea) is the source of this 612-nucleotide messenger RNA. RefSeq names its product flowering-promoting factor 1-like protein 3. NCBI's taxonomy places the organism in Eukaryota, Viridiplantae, Streptophyta, Magnoliopsida, Fabales, Fabaceae. The record is from RefSeq and is a predicted model, not a curated record. Gene Ontology annotation, biological process: regulation of flower development.